Molecule: messenger RNA, 4028 nt
Organism: Triticum dicoccoides
Lineage: Eukaryota; Viridiplantae; Streptophyta; Magnoliopsida; Poales; Poaceae
Product: protease Do-like 7
Exons: 24
Coding region: 296-3490 (1064 amino acids)
Biological process (GO): proteolysis
Molecular function (GO): protein binding; serine-type endopeptidase activity
Source: RefSeq, a predicted model, not a curated record
UCUAGUUAGGCCCUAGGGUUCAUCCUAUCCACCAAAUGCAACCAAUUCGGGGCAUCUAUGUCAAUAAUUUCGCGGCAUCUGCUUGCUGAUCGGUGCCUAACUUCCCUUCAUACUCAUACGUGAGAAGCUCAUCUCAACGACCCGGGCCUCACACGCAGCUGACUGGAAGUGGCCAGCUAGAGGGGAGCGGCGACGGCAGCUGGAGGGGAGUCGUUGUCUUCUCCGCCGGCGAGCCCCCUUCCCCCGUCUGCUGCCGAGCAGGACUGUGACAGCGGAGGUUGGCGGCGAGCUGGCGAUGGAGACCGUGUCCUCAGAGACGGCGGAGGGCUGGCGCCGCGCGCUCUCCCGCGUGGUGCCCGCCGUCGUCGUCCUCCACACCACGGCGCCGCGCGCCUUCGACACCGGGGUCGCGGGAACCAGCCAUGCCACGGGCUUCGUCGUUGACAAGUCCCGCGGCAUCAUCCUCACCAACCGCCACGUCGUCGGGCCUGGGCCUGUUGUUGCGGAGGCGAUUUUUGUGAACAGUGAGGAGAUACCCGUGUACGCCAUCUACAGAGAUCCUGUACAUGAUUUUGGGUUUUUUCGCUAUGAUCCAGCUGCCAUAAAGUACCUUAAGUACGAUGAGAUCCCUCUAGCACCUGAAGCAGCAUCUAUGGGGCUGGAAAUCCGGGUUGUCGGUAAUGACAGCGGUGAAAAGGUUUCAAUCUUGCCGGGAACAUUGGCUCGACUUGAUAGAGAAGCACCAAACUACCAAAAGGAUGGCUACAACGAUUUCAAUACAUUCUACAUACAGGCUGCAUCUGGUACUAAAGGUGGCUCUAGUGGUUCCCCUGUUGUUGAUUGCCAAGGAAGAGUUGUUGCACUGAAUGCAGGAAGCAGCAGUUCCAGUGCUUCGGCCUUCUACCUUCCAUUAGACGGUGUAGUUAGAGCACUCAAUCUGAUACGUGGCUGUUGGGACACAUUUGGUAGCAAGCCAGAAUCUGCUUAUAUUCCUCGUGGUACACUUCAGGUGACUUUUCAACACAAAGGUUUCGAAGAAACUCGACGUCUUGGACGCAGGAAUGAAACCGAGCAGGCGGUACGACUUGUUUCUCCAGCAGGGGAGACUAGAAUGCUGGUUGUUGAUUCUUUGGUGCCAGAUGGACCUGCAGACAAACAUCUGAAACCUGGUGACGUGCUGAUUCGCAUGAAUGGGGAGAUUGUAACGCAAUUUCUCACUAUGGAGUCCUUACUUGAUGAGAGCGUUGGCAGCGAGAUAAAUUUGCAGAUCGAAAGAGGUGGAACUCCUUUGACAGUAAAGCUGAAGGUAGGGGAUUUGCACUCCAUAACUCCAAAUCAUUUCCGGGAAGUUAGUGGUGCUGUCAUCCAUCCACUUUCAUACCAGCAGGCUAGAAACUUCGGGUUCAAAUGUGGUCUUGUAUAUGUUGCUGAACCUCCUGAGAUUUCUGUCUUAUGCAACAUGGUGACAGUUCCACGAUAUUCCAUCAUCAAAAAGUUUGCAAGAAAGGAUAUUGCACAUUUAGGUGACUUUAUUGCGGUUAUUUCAGAACUGUCUAGGGGAGAACGAGUGCCUCUUGAAUAUGUAACAUACACUGACCGACAUCGGAACAAGCAUACAAUAGUUACAAUUGAUCAGCGUGGAUGGUAUGCAACUCCUCAGUUAUAUACUCGAAAUGAUGCAACUGGAUUGUGGAUUGCAAAAUCAGCUAUGCUACUGGAAUCUCCAUAUGUAGUUUCCAUUCAUCAACGAGGUCAUAGGGAUGUAAACUCAAAUGUUGAUGAGAAUAUAGCUGUUGAAGGAACUGUGUCAUCUUCUAGAGAUUUAGAUGACAUAAAAGGUGUUUCACGGCAUUCUUCUAGCAUGGAAGGCUCUUCAUUGGCAGAACAAGUAAUUAAACCAGCUCUUGUGAAGUUUGAGGUGUGCGUGCCACCAAUAUGCAUGAUUGAUGGAGUGCAUGCUAAACAUUUCACUGGAGCUGGUGUGGUAAUACAUCAUUCUGACUCUCUUGGUCUGAUUGCUGUUGAUAGGAAUACAGUUGCUGUAUCUAUCUCUGAUAUAAUGGUUUCUUUUGCUGCAUAUCCCAUUGAAAUACCUGGAGAGGUUAUUUUUCUGCAUCCUUUUCACAACUUUGCAUUGGUUGCGUAUGAUCCUUCGACACUAGGAGUUGGAGCAUCCGUUAUCCGGGCUUCUAAACUUCUUACUGAACCUGCCUUGCGCCGAGGAGAUUCUGUGUACCUAGUUCGUCUAAUUGAUAGUUUACAUGCUAAAUCAAGGAAAUCAAUCGUAACCAAUUGGCAAGCUGUUAAUAUUUGCUCAAGUGACUUCCCACGGUAUCGUGCAAUUAAUACGGAGGUCAUUGAGCUCGAUACUGAUUCUGAUAUCGAACUUUCGGGUGUAUUGACCGACGAGCAAGGGAGAGUUCAAGCACUAUGGGCAAGUAUUUCCAGCCAGCUCUUCGGUUGUGGCAAAGAAGGCGACCAUCAGUUUGUUGUAGGUAUACCAAUAUACCUGAUAAGUCAAGUCCUUGAGAAGAUAAUCUCUGGUACUCCUGGACCAUUUCGUCUUAUUAAUGGAAUUAGGAGACCAGUGCCAUUUGUCAGACUUCUGGAGGUGGAGAUUUAUCCAACUUCGCUCACAGAGGCAAGAAGUUAUGGAUUGAGCAAUAGAUGGGUGCAGGCUCUAGAUGAGAAGGACCCUGAGCGAAGACAAGUAUUGCAAGUUAUAGGUUGCUUUGCUGGAUCAAAAGCGGAAACUCUUCUUGAAGGGGAUAUGAUUCUUGCUAUCGAUAAGAAGCCUAUUACAUGCUUCCUUGACAUUGAGAAUGCUUGCCAAAAGCUGGACCAUUCAGUUGGUUCAGAUGGAAUGCUUAACAUGACAAUAUUUCGCGAGGGAAAAGAAAUAGACCUUAUCGUUGGAACAGAUGUAAUAGACGGUAAUGGUACAACACGUAUGGUGAACUGGUGUGGAUGCAUAGUUCAGAAUCCUCAUUCGGCUGUACGUGCGCUUGGUUUCUUGCCAAAGGAAGGCCAUGGAGUUUAUGUUUCCAGAGGUUAUGCUGGAAGUCCCAUCCAUAGAUAUGGUCUCUACCCUCUCCAGUGGAUAGUUGAGGUUAACGGGCAACCAACUCCAGAUCUGGAAUCCUUCAUAGAGACGGUGAAGGUAUUGGAAGAUGGUGAAUUUGUUAGGGUGAGGACCGUGCAGUUGAAUGGAAAAUCUCGCGUCCUUGCUCUCAAACAGGACCUUCACUACUGGCCAACCUGGGAGCUCAACUUUGAGCCGGAGACAGCAACAUGGCAAAGGAGGACAAUAAAAACGUUGCAACGUGUGAUGAGAAAAAGGCUUUCGCCCCGCUAUAUUGAUAUAGCAACCGCCCGAUACAGCCAAGAGUUCAAUGCUGGGGCAAACAGCACAAGCAUGCCCAAAAGAAACAAAAGAGAAAGAAGAGAGAAAAUAACGUCAACAGCAUCGGAUCGACGAAAACGAAGAUAACCCAAAAUCGUUGCGCCCACCGGAGAUGUACCACACCUCGCUCCAGGCACCUCGAACCUCCGCAUACCAAGCAGCACCUUCAGGAAGGAACACGACGACGACGACGCUGCUGCCCGGACAGGUCCUAGGGUUUCCCCCGGUACGCGGAGGGGCGUGGGGAAGGGGAAGAUCCGACGCCCUUCAGGAAGGAAGGAUGGCGCCCAUGGGCGUCACCGCGUCGGUGCCGGCAAGCCGGCUCGGAUUUCUCCCAUCCGCCAACACCCACAACCUCGAACAGUCCGACGCGCUCCACCAGACAAGCCACCCACGAACGUGCGCCACCACGGCCUUGCCAUCAUCACCGCCGCCUCACCGUGGUCAUCGAAGCGAGACCGACGAGAGCGAGAGGGAGUAGCCGGGAACGAAGAACGGCAGCGAGAGCAACCACGCCGGAGGAGACAACCUCCACCGCCAUCGGCGGUCACCGACCGGACGCGGCAAGGGGAGCGUACCAGGCCCUCGAGGCCCGGCCGAGCCCAAAAGGGGCUCGUGAAGCACC